AUGCCCAUUCCUCCGUGGCAGAAAACGGAAGAGCCGUCCCCGCAGCCCGUCCCUCAGCCACCGGGAAGGAGCGGGCUUGGCUUUUCCUCUGAGAAAUGGCCCGCAGCUGAUGGAAGUGACAUUGGGAGCCUUUAUGUCGCCAUCCCGCUGUGCCACAAUGGGGAUAGAGGGCUGCGAGGAACAGGCACACUGCCGUCAGCAGGCACUGACCCCAGAGAAGCUGCGCUAGCUGCGUUUGACAUGUUUGAUCCAGAGGGCAAAGGGCACAUUAGGAAAGACUGCGAAGUCCUGAAACACCUCCUGAUGACCCAGGCUAACAAAUUCAGUGCUGACUUGAUAGAGCAGGUGUUCUGGUCUUCCGCUACUGAUGCAGCAGGAAACUUGGACUACAAGCCGUGAUGCUACACCAUCACACAUGGAGAAGAAAAGGAGGAGUAA
This is a messenger RNA of Aptenodytes forsteri (emperor penguin), 438 nucleotides long. Its product is annotated as myosin regulatory light chain 2, atrial isoform. The transcript has 4 exons. The record is from RefSeq and is a predicted model, not a curated record. Gene Ontology annotation, molecular function: calcium ion binding. Gene Ontology annotation, cellular component: cytoplasm. Lineage: Eukaryota; Metazoa; Chordata; Aves; Sphenisciformes; Spheniscidae.